UAAGAAGCUAAAUGGUGUGUCAUCUAAAACAAGUAACAGCCUGUUGGAAUUAGAUACGUUUUAAGUUACAUCUGAAAUGUCACAAGCUCGAUACUAUGAGCCAAAUGCAGGACCACUGAGACUCGAACAUGACCACUUACAGAGAUUUUGUGAUAAGACAACUUUAUGAGAGUCAAAAUUCUCCCAAACCUCCUCCAGCCUCCUUCUCUCCAAUACAUGUGGAUGCUUACCCACGGGAUUUCAAGUUCAACCCAGUAGUUGGUUCCCCACCAGUCGUAUACCAGACUGACUUUCGCUACAAAGGCUAUCCAGGACACAGCUUUCUAAGCCCUAGAAUUCCUGUCAUUCACUCGCUAGAAGCAGCAAAACGAGCCGAGCAAAAAUAUGCUGAACACUACGGAAAACAGUCAUUAUUUGACCCAGCUUACCCACGGGAUUUCAAGUUCAACCCAGUAGUUGGUUCCCCACCAGUCGUAUACCAGACUGACUUUCGCUACAAAGGCUAUCCAGGACACAGCUUUCUAAGCCCUAGAAUUCCUGUCAUUCACUCGCUAGAAGCAGCAAAACGAGCCGAGCAAAAAUAUGCUGAACACUACGGAAAACAGUCAUUAUUUGACCCAGUGAAGCCCCGCCUGUACGACGGUAACCGAGGCGUACAGUACGGCAGCCAACGGACACACACACCUCCCCCGGCACCCAAGCCAACACAUAUACCGCCGUCUGUGAGGGCGGUGCCAUUUGGAGAAAAUAAAACGGAGUGGCAACUUCACCCUAGGCAGGAGGAGAUCGAGAAGCGCAAGCACCUGCAGCAAGAGGUGGAACUAGAUAUUCAGCGGUACAAGGAGCAACUGUCACGGAAGAAGCAGAGGGAAAUGGAUGAGAAGAAGAAGGACUUGGAUCGCCUCAAGAACAACUUCAUGUUAGACACACAUAAAUAUGGCCAUGGUGCUUCCAAGGGUGAUGGCGACCACAAGCGGAGGAAGUUUCAGGAGGAGGAGUUAUCUCCCCGAGCCAACCCUCGCUACAGAGACCCAACUUACGGUAUUCCUAAGAGACAGCUAAAUCACCCAGUAGAUGUGCCAGCAGAAGAGAAACCUAUGGAGCGCUGGACCUUGGAAGGGGAGACCAAGCAUCCUGACUUCUUUCUGAGCGAGCUGAGCAAGGGACAUGGCGGGGAGCAGCCCGCCAACAUGGACCACACCCUGCGGGGGGACGGCAUCAUCCGGUUCCAGGAGGAGGGACGCAAGUCUAUAGAGAACCGAUUCCGCUACAACAAGCCCCAGCAGGAGAAGGAGGAACUGAGGAGAGAUCUAGAUCGGCAGCAAGACGAGAGGCACCUUCGUGAACACUCUGAUAAGCUGAGAGAUCUGCGCCAGGAGAUCGAGAUGUUGAAGUCUUCCGACAACUAUGGCAAGCCAGGUGCAGGUGCCCCUAACAAGUCAUCAUCAGGUCGCCGCCUAAUGGUUCGAAAGAGGGUUCAAUUCAGCAAUGAUCCCCUCGAACAAAGGAAAAUAUCGCUAAGAGAGCAAUUUGAAGCUAACAAGAAGAAACUUGAGUUGAAGAGUCUGGAGCUAGAGCGCACCCGUGGUGGUGCAGGUGCUCCGGUGCUUGACACAGACGGUAAAACACUGACGAGGUUUCCCAUAACAAUGAAACGGGAUGACUUUGGAGUUGCAACCAUGAAAGAUAAAGUUGGCAACAACCGCUCCCAAGUUUAUGAGCCAGAAUCGGCAUUUUACUCCCCCUUUGGUCGUCCGGGGUGUGGAGCUCCCAUGAAGGACACAGAGGGCAGGAUAGUUGCCGUCUACCAGGGAAAACUCAGGGAUACUGCUUCUGCUGACAAGAUCAGAAAAACAAGGGCCGCUCUCAGCUACAGGAAGGAUCUUCAGCAAGAAAUGGAGGAACAAAAGAGGAACCGCGAGGACAUGGACAACUAUAUGAAGGCUCCAGUCGGUGAGCUGACGGAGAUCAUGAAAGAGGGACUUGUAGGGCGACCUCGUCGUGACCCCAUCACUGGCACACUGCUGAACCAGCACCUCGCAAACUCCGACAUAUCCAAACUGAAAAUGAACAAAGGAGACAACAAGCCGGUCAACUCAAUAAGGGAGUACCACGACUUCCUCACACACCAGGCACAGGAACGGGAACGCACCAAGAGACUGGACAAACUCCGAGACAAUCAGGAAUGGAAACAUCAUCAUGAUGUGUUUGGUACAAUGUUUGGCAAGAAGGGAGGCGGCGCACCAAAGGGAGAUAAUCUGAAGAAGGAAAGGCUGGACAACACCCUGUUUUCUCCAAGACGUGAUGCUAACGGAAAAUUGAUCAUGGAGAGAAAGGCUAUAACUGAUUUGGCUGAGCUUCCCUCGUGGAUGGAAGCGCCCCCUAGGGAGACACUUACUACACGGAGUAUGCCGGAGCACAAGGCGUAUGUCGGGGAUCAGAAUGGCGAGUACAGUUCCUCAACGAUGGGGCAGCGGUUUGUCAAGUCAACCAUUCCUAGCAAGCACUCCAACAUGUACGAGAUCCCAGACAGAAGGUCUUCAAAUCCCUACAGUACCCAGGCACCGUACGCCAUCCACAACUACUAGCAGUGUCGGGUACAUUCUCUCCACCAACCAGGAGGACAGUGUGUUCAGUCAUCAGUGGGCAACAAAAACCUGCUUAAUAAGAGAACUUAUCUUCAAGUCUGUUUUGUUUAUUGUCUCCAUUUUUCAAAAUGGAAAAUUGUUGAUUUUUUAUAUCACAUACUUAUUUACAAACCUUGAGAUGUAAAUUUGUUGACAUUUUGAAAUGUUGCAUUUGUUAGAAGAUAUACGGUUUCCUAAGUUAGUGUCUGUCUUCUGCAUUGUGAACUAUGUUAUGUUAUGCAGUGAAUGUUAGAGGAUGUGAAUAUUGUGUAAUUACUUUUUUGUACUAUUGAUAUGAUGAACAAUGUUUCAAAGCUACAUUCAACAUUUAAUGAUUACUAAUGUUUCAAGUUUUGUUUUUGUUUUGAACCUUGUUAAGUUCAUCAAUAAACCUGAAGCAACAGCCACGUCCCAGAAUAGGAUACAGUAAAACCUUUCAUCAUCACAAAGUACUGUUCGUUUAAGGAAAGCAUUGCUUGUUUAAGGAAAGCACUAGUAGGUUAUGGAAAUAAUGAUUAGUUUAAGGAAAGCAUUAUUAGUUUGAGGAAAGCAUUAUUAGUUUAAGGAAAGCACUAUUAGGUUAAGGAAAACAUUAUUAGGUCAAGAAAAGGACAAAUUGUUAGAAGAUAUCUUCUUUCUUACGAAAUUUUGUUUUGUUUACAAUGAAGAUUUAAAUAUUGCAGUUACUUUUUAAACAGUCAAACACAUCCAAGCUGCACAACCUCCUCUUCCAAUUAUUGUUAGAAGAUGAUGAGAGAUUUCAUUAAAGGCCUCGUUACAUAACCAAGCAACUCGUUACACAACAGAACAUGGAUCUCCAGAUACGAACAAGUUGUUUUUAGGAACAAAUUUUGCGUUUGUGAAAACUACAAUUUGUUAUAUGGUUUGUCAUUGAAGUCCUUAAUUCCUGUGAAUGAAAUGGGAGUGGCCCAGUCAUCUCAGGUGCCGCAAAUCACUGUGCAGAGUUGCGUCCCUUGGUCACACCGGUCCUGUGAUCAUGGGUUCGAAUCUCGAUUCGCCCUGAUUAUUUUUCUAUGUUUGUCAGCACCU
Molecule: messenger RNA, 3677 nt
Organism: Haliotis rufescens (red abalone)
Lineage: Eukaryota; Metazoa; Mollusca; Gastropoda; Lepetellida; Haliotidae
Exons: 28
Coding region: 129-2588 (819 amino acids)
Source: RefSeq, a predicted model, not a curated record